This is a messenger RNA of Ctenopharyngodon idella (grass carp), 6761 nucleotides long. RefSeq names its product potassium voltage-gated channel interacting protein 4a (gene kcnip4a). Gene Ontology annotation, molecular function: calcium ion binding; potassium channel regulator activity. Gene Ontology annotation, biological process: regulation of potassium ion transmembrane transport. NCBI's taxonomy places the organism in Eukaryota, Metazoa, Chordata, Actinopteri, Cypriniformes, Xenocyprididae. The transcript has 8 exons. The coding region runs from base 398 to 1090 and encodes 230 amino acids. The record is from RefSeq and is a predicted model, not a curated record. Gene Ontology annotation, cellular component: voltage-gated potassium channel complex.
CGGCUAUGACAGUUCGCUACAUGCACAUCAGGUGUUAUCAGCACAAUGUCUGUCUGUAGGAGGAAGAUAACUGGAGAGUGAUGUUUCAGAGAGAUCUGCUGAUCUGCUUUUAGGGCUUAAGGUCAGGCUUUGCUUCUCUCCAGAUCUUCCUCAGUGUCUGUUUUUUUUUUUUCUUUUCUUUUUCUUUUUUUUUUUUUUGCCGUUAUUCAUUGAUUCCCUUCAUGGUCCCUCCUUCUGCUCUGUUUUUAUUUUUCCCCCCCAUCUUUAAUUUGGCUCUCCGCCCCCUCUGCUCUCCUCUCAUCUGUUCUCAGUAAGAAGAUGCAGACAGUUUGAAUGAUGUUAAAGGCAGAGCUCUCUGUCCAGUGCAGCGGUCAGAACAUGACCUGACCCAGUCGACAUGAUGAACUUGGAGGGACUAGAGAUGAUUGCGGUCCUGGUAGUGAUUGUUGUCAUUGUUAAGGUUCUGGAGCAGUUCGGACUUUUAGAGGCAAGCUAUGAUGAUAGUGUUGAGGAUGAACUGGAGCUUUCUGCUGUACGGCAUCGACCAGAAGCUCUGGAGCUGCUGGAGGCUCAAACGCGUUUUUCACGCAAAGAGCUUCAAAUCCUCUACCGGGGCUUCAAGAAUGAAUGCCCCAGUGGUGUGGUCAAUGAAGACACAUUUAAGGAAAUCUACUCUCAGUUCUUUCCACAGGGAGAUGCAUCAACGUAUGCACAUUUUCUGUUCAAUGCAUUCGACACCGAUCACAAUGGCUCUGUCAGUUUUGAGGAUUUUGUGAUGGGUCUUUCCAUUCUCUUACGAGGCACCGUUCAAGAGAAGCUUAACUGGGCAUUUAACCUGUACGAUAUUAAUAAAGAUGGAUAUAUAACAAAAGAGGAAAUGUUAGAUAUCAUAAAGUCCAUCUAUGACAUGAUGGGGAAAUGCACAUAUCCCACACUUAAAGAGGAAACUCCACGACAGCAUGUGGAGAUAUUUUUCCAGAAAAUGGACAAAAACAGGGAUGGAGUGGUCACUAUAGAUGAAUUUAUAGACUGCUGUCAAAAUGAUGAGAACAUCAUGAGAUCAAUGCAGCUUUUUGAGAACGUCAUUUAACAUCUGAAUGGACUCUGUUGGCGGGCCAGCUCAUAUAACCACCUUUAUACUCCACAAAAGCCGAAGUCCUCGAUGAGACACGUCUGAUUACUAGCAGUGAUUUACCCAUAAACCAAAUUUAAACAGCAUUUUUAAUAUCAAAGAAAAGUUAUUUUUUACAUUUUUGUCAUAUCCUUUUCCUGUAAAAAAGAAAAAAAAAAUAGAGCUUUAUUUAAAGUACAGCAAUUUAUGGAAGCUUGUUUCCACCACAGAAUAAAAAAUUAAAAAGGUAAUUGUGACUUUUGUCUCACAAAUCGGACUUUUUUUCUCAGAAUAGAGAUAUAAACUUGCAAUAGAGUACAACAGUGCCCUUCCCAAUUUUCAGCGGCGUUGGUUCCGGAAGUAUUUUUUCCAUUCAUUUCUCCCAUAGGGAUUUCAAAAAAGCCUUUGUUAAAGCGUUAUAAGCAUUAUAAGCUACGAGGUGAAUCAUAACAUUACGAAUUUUGAUUUGAAGCAAAAAAGUAUUUGAAACUGUUUAUUGCAAAAUAUGCAUAUAUAUACAGUAUAUAUAUAUGUAUGUAUAUGUAAGUAUUUUGAGAGGCCAACUCAAUUAAGCCAUCUGUGGUGUUUCAUGGGAGUGGGCGGAGCUAAACAGCUCUUUGGUGUGUUUUUGCUUGUUUUGACUCUGAUUGGUAGAAUUUUUCUGCACAGCAUCAUGGGUAAUGUAGUUUUUCACCAUGAAUUCCACUGUUAAACACAAUUAUUUUAAAACUAUGUUGAAAAAAUGCAGGCUGACAGCUUCAACAGAAGCAAAUACUAUCGAUUAAUAACCUCAUAGCUCACAGUAGGUCUGCCUAUAAAGGUUUAUAAGUUAUUGUUAAAAAUCAAUUUCCCUAUGGGGAAAAUGAAUGGAGUUUUUACUUCCGGAACCCGGCUGUUGCACACUAUUGUGAAUAAUAAAGUCAGAAUUGUGAGAUAUAAACCUGCAAUUGCAUAUUAAAACGUCCAAAUUUAAAGAUAUAAAUUCACAAUUGCUAGAAAAUAUCGCAAUAACCUUUUUUAUUUUUUAUUCCCCUCACUUCCAUUCAAUAUGAUUGCAUAAGUACAUAAAUCAGCUUUUUUCUGCAAAUUUCUGAGAACUGAAAGUACUAGAAGCCAUUUUACAUCUAGAAGUACAUUUCAUACAUUUGCCCAUUGACCAUUUCAUACAUACAUUCAUAAAUUGCAGCAAUUUACCAAGAAUAUUUGACAGGCAAUUUACAAAGACUGAAUAACCAGUUGGCCCUCAUGGUUUAACAGUCAUUGUCACGUGAACUCAUUUGUUAAAGUUAUUGUUCACGCAAAAAUUAAAAUUCUGUCAUUUACUCACCCUCAAGUUGUUCUAAACCUCUAUGAAUGUCUUUCUUCUGCUGAGCACAGAGGAAAAUAUUUUGACUUUUUAUGACUUCCAUAGUAUUUUUUUUUUUCCUACUAUGGAAGUCAAUGGCUACCAUUAACUGUUUGGUUACCAACAUUCUUCAAAAUAUCUUCCUCUGUGUUCAGCAGAAGAAAGACAUUCAUACAGGUUUAGAACAACUUGAGGGUGAGUAAAUGAUGACAGAAUUUUCAUUUUUGUGUGAACUUUCCCUUUAAAUUACUAAUGUGUCACACAUAAAGGUACAAAUUCAUCACAUAACACAGAUUCAUGGUGAUUUUAAGCACAACAAUUAGUAAUAAUUCAUACUUCUAGCCUUUUUUUCCAUAAGUACAAACAUAUGAAUCUGCAGCCUUUAAACUUCUACAGAAUCAUUCCAGAAUGUUCUUACUACAACAGCGGGUCCAGCCAAAACAGGUGGAAGGAUUAAAAUAAAGAUGUAUGUUUUCUAAAAUAUAUUUAAAAUAGAUCUUUACAGUUUUUUUAUUUGUUCAGAAUCAUUUGCCAACUAGAACAAUAUGCUAUAUUAUAGAUUUGAAAGCUACAGGUAUAGAGAAUCAAAGCACACAUGUUGUAUUUGUCUUAGGAAACACUGUUACAAAGUAAUGCUGCUUACAUGUAUCUUAGUUAUAAUGUCCGUGUGAAAAAUGUCACAUUAUGUUUACAAGUUUCCAACACUGUAUCACUGUUCUCAAAGCAUCAUGCUGUGUGGGUUUAUUUAUAAGCGCAUCAGGCUGUCUGUAGCUGUACAGUACGUGUUCACUCAGAGGUUUUUAUUCUGUUUGACCAUCAGUAUUUGUGUGUCUGCAAAAGAGUCUCUUGUGUCUUUCAGGGCAUUGCUUAAACCUCUCUCUUACAGCGAAUUUCAUUCAGGAUGUUUAAACUUAUUAACCCCCACCGAAUUUUUGUUGACAUUAAUUUAGAAGUAUUUUACGUUAUUUGGCAUUAAACAUCACUUUCACACAGAACAUUAUUUAACUGUGGGCAAAUCAUAAAAUCAAAACAAAAUGUAGUUUACCAAGAGAGUUAUAAUGUUAUCCACCGUCGCCACCUAGUGGUCAGUGACUUAAGUUACAACUCACCGCCAAAAUAAACUGUCAAUAUUUCAAUUCCAAUAUUCUAAUGAUGUCUUUAAAAUCACAUGGGCCCAGUUGCAACAAGCUUCCAUUACAAUCAUAAUCAUAACUCGCAAGAAUCUUAGCUGAAUCCCUGGGUGCAAAUGUUUCCUUCAACAUGCAUUUUGGUUAACACUACUGCAACAAUAAUUCUCAAAGCUUGACAAGUGUUCAUGCGGAUUUAAUGGGCGUCUAAAGAUAACAUGUACACCAGAGAACGAGAGAGAUAUCAAAGAGUUUUAUAACUGUAUACAGGCCGAUCCAGACAUCGGGUUGAAAAGAUAUUAUUACACUGAUUUGUAUUUAAAAUGUGUGUAGAUAUUUCAUAAGUUACAAAUGAGCAUUUUUGAUGCAUCUCUCUUUUUUUUCAGAUCCUACAUUUUGCUUAUUUAUUCAGAAUAUGCAAAUAAUGUUUAUUGUUUUGGGUUCUAUAUCAUUAUACUGUCUAAUAAGAACACUUGAUUUUCUGUCAGUUUUCUUUUGUUCGUUUUGCGACCUGCAUGCCUGAUUGACAGUAGCUUUUCCAGGAGAAGAGUGCAUGAGCUUUUCCCUACUCUAGAAAUCAGUGCCUUUCUUUGUUAAAGCUCAUCCCAAACUGUAUUUUCUGUCUGACUUCAUUGUAAUUGAGUUACAGCAUAGAACAUGAUCCUUUUUUAGUCCUUUUCUGAAAACAAUGCUAUGUCAUUGAUUGCUGUAUUUGAGGUUUCCCGUUGACAUUCUAAUAAUGCAACAUUUCUUGCAAGCAACGUGAGAACCAGCUGCAUGUGUAGAGUGAAGAAGGCUUUAAGGCAGGGGUGGGUAACUCUGGCCCUCGACAUCCACUUUCCUGCAGAGUUUAGCUCCAGUCCUGAUCAAACUCACCUGCCUGUAGCUUUCUAGGGCUGCGUCUGAAAACUUAGGCAGCUUGUUGCCUCGCUGCCCAAUCAGGCAAUGAGUCUGCAGGCAGCGUUUGCGCACGGAGAUACCUCAAGAAACUGAUUUCAGACAGACUUCUGAGGCAGCAUGAAGGGUUACAGAUCUACAACAAAACAGAGAGCUUUGGUGAAAACUAAGCGAAUAUUUAAUUACUACAAUACUAAUUUCUCGCUAGAAAUGACAUCAAAAGUGGAAAACAUUGGUCAGAAACGUACAUUUACACAAACUGACCACCAACCGCAACUUUCAGACGCCAUCUUUAUUUUUUAGAUCAACUGUCACAGUGUGGUGGGAAAUCGAGUCCCCCCAGGAAUCGGGUCUCUUUUAGGACCCCGAGUGAUCCCAUUUUUUCAACAAGCUUUUAAUGGGUAGUAUUUUUAGUGCCUGAUUAUAAUUUCUGCAAAAUCACUUUAUGAUUUAAAUAGUGUAAAAUGCGUUAUAAUGACCAUUACACCGUGUCUACACCGGACGCGAGCAGCGCGAUGCGACGUGUCAAAAGAUAAUAUGUGCCGCGACAAAAUCACAACAGGAAACGGAUUUCCCGUUCUGUUUCUGACAUAGUCUAAGUGUUUUGCAAUGGUCGGUCUGUCGCGUUCAGUGUAGACAGCGGCGCGAUGCGACGCGAAAAAAGUCGCGUCUGAUGUAGACACGAUGUUAAUGUCUUUUAAAUUGCAUGGUUCAUAUACUAUUAUAUAACUGAAGGUAUAGUUUUUUUUAGUUAACUUAUGUACUAGCAUAGCAAACAUCUACCUAAUUAGCCUGCUAGCUUAGCUUAGCUUAUAUUAUAUUAGGUAGCCUAUGUUUUUGCUUCUAAUAUACGUUUCCAGUUUGUUUUAAUUAUGCAAUACAUAUGCACUAAUUUUAUAUUUCAAGCAUGUUGUCAGUGCACUUAAUGUAAUGAACAUCAUACAAUAGUGAAAUAGGUUGUAAUUAGUCAAGACAUCACGAUAACAACGUUUGAUCAGGCAUUACCACCAGGGUCCUAAAGGAGACCCGAUUCCUGGGUGGGACUCGAUUUCUCAUGAUGGCAUGGAACGCACAGAAUUGUGGGAUAUCAAAGGCAGCGAAGGAUACAUCUAUGCUGCUUUCAAAAAUCAAUGGCUGCAUCCGAAAUUGAUAAAGAAAAAUUUCGGAUGAAGCCAUAGAUUUUUGAAAGCAGCAUAGAUGUACCCUUCGCUGCCUUUGAUGUUUCCACAAUGUUUUUAACUAUUUAGUAGGCGAAAAACAUUAUGUGACAAAUAAAGUAUAUUCGAAUUCACAGUACUCAUAAAAGAGUAGGCAAAAAGUACCUGGAUGAACUACUACUUCCUACGACAUUUUGAAGUGUGCAUACCAUGGACACUUUACUAUCCCAUGAUGCCACCAGAGAAGACUUGUGAAUGGCAGUUGAGCGACAUAACUGACGCUGGUUUUGUAGGUCACAUGAUAAUGUCAGCAUGGCCAAUGUAGUACGUCCGGAUUACAUUCAUAUUACACAGAUUCAUACUAUAUAGAACAUACUUUUUUAGCGUUUGUUAAGUAAUUAAUUGUUCAAAAUAAGCACCUACUCAAGAGAGUAUGUGAUUUCGGAUGCAGCAGAUCAGAUGAAGGUAUUCCAGGAGACAGGAAGUGAAGUAAAUCUUGGAAUGCAUCCUCCGAAGGCAGCAUUGUUAAGCUUAUGUCCUUCCCCUUCCCUCGCUAAGUUCUCUCCGUCUCGUUCACUCUGAUGUACGUCAUUGCUUACGUUGCACGAGUGCUCACUACUGGCGAAACCCUUGAAAUGUGUUUAAAUGGAACGCCCUAAGCCCUUGAUCACUUGGAAUCUGCUACGUCACGUGAGUUACUGUUGUGACGUCACAAUCGUGUUGCAUUGUGGUCUAUGGAUCUGCCUGAAGUGUACAUACAAGUAGGCUCGCUCCAAAUACACUUCUCCAGUCCACUUGACAAAGCUGAAUGCACUUCAGAAUGGCGGUGGAGAUUCCCCCGAUGGGAAGUGCUUGGGGAAGUUCACGAUAUCUAAAAGUGGAGUUAAACACAGCCUAGUAAUCCUGAAGACCUGUAUUAGCUUCUUCAGGUGUGUUUGACUAAGGUUUGAGCUAAACUCUGCAAGAGUCGCCCACUCCUGCUUUACGGUGUUACCGAUUGGCCCUUAGUGAUGGGUAGAGCUGUCUGGAGCAGAUCUAGUGCUCUGUGUGCCUAUCCCAAGCUUCUCUGUGGAACUAGAUGAGUGUAUUUUGUAAAACAGAGUCAAUAAACCGCUCAGAAUGUA